GGGAUUCCGACCCCUGCCGGGAUUCGGGUGCCUCGGACCCUCAAUACCGAGCCGACCGCGAGGAGGCGGCGGCGUUGGCGCGGGGAGCGUUGGUGGAGGGGGCGCCUCUGCGCGGCCCCGAGACAUGGCUCAUAACAAGAUCCCACCACGGUGGCUGAACUGUCCGCGGCGCGGCCAGCCGGUGGCAGGAAGAUUCUUACCUCUGAAGACAAUGUUAGGACCAAGAUAUGAUAGUCAAGUUGCUGAAGAAAAUCGGUUCCAUCCCAGUAUGCUCUCAAAUUAUCUAAAGAGUCUGAAGGUUAAAAUGGGCUUGUUAGUGGAUUUGACAAAUACUUCGAGGUUCUAUGACAGAAAUGACAUAGAAAAAGAAGGAAUCAAAUAUAUAAAACUUCAAUGUAAAGGACACGGCGAGUGCCCUACAACUGAGAAUACUGAGACAUUCAUUCGUCUCUGUGAGCGGUUUAAUGAAAGAAACCCACCUGAACUUAUAGGUGUUCAUUGUACCCAUGGUUUCAAUCGCACUGGUUUCCUCAUAUGUGCCUUUUUGGUGGAGAAAAUGGAUUGGAGUAUUGAAGCAGCAGUUGCUACUUUUGCUCAAGCCAGACCACCAGGAAUUUAUAAAGGUGAUUAUUUGAAAGAACUUUUUCGUCGCUAUGGUGAUAUAGAGGAAGCACCACCCCCACCUCUUUUGCCAGAUUGGUGUUUUGAGGAUGAUGAAGAUGAAGAUGAGGAUGAGGAUGGAAAAAAGGAAUCAGAACCUGGGUCAAGUGCCUCCUUCGGCAAAAGGAGAAAAGAGCGGUUAAAACUGGGUGCUAUUUUCCUGGAAGGUGUAACUGUUAAAGGUGUGACUCAAGUAACAACUCAACCAAAGUUAGGAGAGGUACAGCAGAAGUGUCAUCAAUUCUGUGGCUGGGAAGGGUCUGGAUUCCCUGGAGCACAGCCUGUUUCCAUGGACAAGCAAAAUAUUAAACUUUUGGAGCAGAAGCCAUAUAAAGUAAGCUGGAAAGCAGAUGGCACUCGGUAUAUGAUGUUGAUUGAUGGCACAAAUGAAGUUUUUAUGAUUGAUAGAGAUAAUUCAGUGUUUCAUGUUUCAAAUCUGGAAUUUCCAUUUCGUAAAGAUCUCCGUAUACAUUUAUCAAAUACUCUCUUGGAUGGGGAAAUGAUUAUUGACAGAGUAAACGGACAAGCCGUUCCUAGAUAUUUGAUAUAUGACAUAAUUAAAUUCAAUGCACAGCCAGUUGGAGAUUGUGAUUUUAAUAUUCGUCUGCAGUGUAUAGAAAGAGAAAUAAUAAGUCCUCGACAUGAAAAAAUGAAGACUGGGCUCAUUGACAAAACACAGGAACCAUUUAGUGUCAGAAAUAAGCCAUUUUUUGACAUCUAUACUUCAAGAAAGUUACUUGAAGGAAAUUUUGCCAAAGAAGUCAGCCAUGAAAUGGAUGGACUUAUUUUUCAGCCUAUUGGAAAAUACAAACCUGGUCGAUGUGAUGAUAUUUUGAAAUGGAAGCCUCCCAGUCUAAAUUCCGUGGAUUUCCGCCUAAAGAUAACAAGAAUGGGAGGAGAAGGGUUACUUCCUCAGAAUGUUGGUCUGCUCUAUGUUGGAGGUUAUGAAAGACCCUUUGCACAAAUCAAGGUGACAAAAGAACUAAAACAGUAUAACAACAAAAUUAUAGAAUGCAAAUUUGAGAAUAACAGCUGGGUCUUCAUGAGACAGAGAACAGACAAAAGUUUUCCUAAUGCCUACAACACUGCCAUGGCUGUGUGCAACAGCAUCUCCAACCCUGUCACCAAGGAGAUGCUGUUUGAGUUCAUCGACAGAUGUGCAGCAGCUUCGCAAGGGCAGAAGCGGAAACAUCAUCUGGACCCCGACACAGAGCUCAUGCCUCCACCACCUCCCAAAAGACCUCGCCCUUUGACCUAAGACCCGCCCCUGACUCAAGGAUUGAGAGGAAAAAUGAGUGGGAAAAGAUGCUGUUGCCCCAUUUUUGCAGCCAGAGAAAUUGGAAAAAGAAGUGUGGCUUGAUGUUGAUACACAUUUUGCAUUUAAAAAAAAAAAAGAGUAUUGUAGCCAGCCUGUAAAUAUUUGAUGCAUUUGUUUCCUCAGUGCUGCAAUACCUCGUGGACUUUAAACGUUUUAUUUAUAUCUGAUAAACUCAGCCUUACCUUGUGAAUCUGAAGAUUGAAAUAUCCAAAGGUUUAAUCGAGAUUGAAAUCAAUGAAAAAGAGGCCUUGUUUGUAUAUGGAUAACUUUCACCUUUAAUUUAUAAAGUUAGGAAUCUGGAACUGUGAGCGCAGAAAACACUGUAUUUUUUAGAAGUUGUAUUUCAACUAUGAUAAAUUUUCCUUUUCAAAAAAAUCUAGGCAAUGGCAUUAAACAUUCUUGCUAUCAUUUAUCAUGGAUUUCCUACAUUUCUGAGAUUCUUGUAUUCAAAAUCAAAUGACAAGGUUGUUAAGUGUUGUACUAUAUGGAACACCUUGGUCUGGCUUAUAUCAUUUUAAGUUUUUUUUUUGAAAUGUUAAAGUAAAAAAAGUAAAGCCCUGUUUUUGUGAGUUGCAUCCUUUUUAAAGGAAGUAUAUUGAGUAUUUUCAUGUUUCUAUUCUUGGAACUAAAAUAUCAGUGAUCCAGUGUGUCAUUCUGGCAGUGGUUUUGAGUUACUUCCUAGAACUUAGAUAUCCACCACCGGGUCCCUUUUAUGUAGUGUUCUCCUGGGAGACUCCUUUUUUUUUUUUUUCCUUUUAAAAGAGCCAGGGCUACUUCUGCUUUACCUCCGUGGUAUCGGCACAUUGUAAAUUACAUUAAAACACAUAACUCACUGUGAUUAUGGGAGUGACAUCAAAUACAAACGAUGUUGUGUUAGUUCCCUUGAACAAAAUGGCAAAGGACAUGCCAGCUGACUCCUUUGAUUAGAAGGUAAUGCCCAUGGAAUAGAAUGCUGUCACUAGAAGCCGCUCUCCCACUGCUAGAUAAAUGCGGAGGCAAAGAGUAGACAUCUGUAGGAACUAAACAUCAAGGAAGCCAAGACAUUGAUUUUCAAAGCCAGAAUUCUAUCUCUGUUCUGUGCUGGGGAUGCUAUUUCUGUUACACACCUGAAUUUUACAACAUUUACUGAUAGAUAAUGGAUUUAAAGAGCAGCUAAUUGGUCAUCUGCCAUUGUUGAGAAGUUGUGUUCUGAUUGGCUUGUGAAGGAACUCUGAGAAUUAGCCUACUAGAGGCUAAGGUAUUUAUUUUUAGAGGUACAGGUUUUAAGUAUGUAUAUUUAAAACAA
This is a messenger RNA of Enhydra lutris kenyoni (northern sea otter), 3263 nucleotides long. Its product is annotated as RNA guanylyltransferase and 5'-phosphatase. Gene Ontology annotation, molecular function: mRNA 5'-triphosphate monophosphatase activity; ATP binding; protein tyrosine/serine/threonine phosphatase activity. The record is from RefSeq and is a predicted model, not a curated record. Gene Ontology annotation, biological process: 7-methylguanosine mRNA capping; protein dephosphorylation. Bases 125 to 1918 code for a protein of 597 amino acids. Lineage: Eukaryota; Metazoa; Chordata; Mammalia; Carnivora; Mustelidae. The transcript is spliced from 16 exons.